CCAAGGACUCAGAGUUUCACUGGCUCUCAGACAGCUGGGAAUCCACGUGCAAAAAGACCCAGGCGUUUGGACUACCUGAGCAGCAACCCAUGAGUCCACUCAUCCAGACUCAGGAUCUAAACAGAAACUAUAUCCUUCAGCGAAGCAGACUGCAGACUCCAGACCUGGCCAGACGACGUGAGCCAUUGAUGGGCUGGGACAAGGCCUGGUUCCAGUACCCAGGACUGUGGGUCCCUGUGCUGGCUGUCCUGCUGGGAGCCUGCCAGGCACACCCCAUCCCAGACUCCAGCCCCCUCCUCCAAUUUGGGGGCCAAGUGCGGCAGAGGUACCUCUACACAGAAGAUGCCCGGGGGACAGAGGCUCACCUGGAGAUCAGGGCUGAUGGCACAGUGGCUGGGUCUGCCCACCGGAGUCCCGAAAGUCUCUUGGAGCUGAAGGCCCUAAAGCCAGGCGUAAUCCAAGUCUUGGGAGUCAAGACAUCCCGGUUCCUGUGCCAGCGGCCAGACGGGUCACUGUACGGAUCGCUCCACUUCAGCCCCGAGGCCUGCAGCUUCCGGGAGCUGCUCCUCGAGGACGGCUACAACAUCUACCAGUCCGAGGCCCGGGGCCUCCCACUCCGCCUGCCCCCCCGCAGCUCCCCACCCUGGGGCCUGCCUCGCGGGGGACCCGCCCGCUUCCUGCCGCUGCCUGGCCUGCCCCCAGCACACCCGGAGCCUCCAGGGGGCCUGGCCCCUGAACCUCCCGACGUGGCCUCCUCAGACCCCCUGAGCAUGGUGUGGCCUUCGCAGGGCCAAAGCCCCAGCUACGCGUCCUGAAGCCAUGGGCUGUUUAUUAUUGGGUCUCCUCUUUAUUUAUUGGGUUAU
This is a messenger RNA of Miniopterus natalensis, 863 nucleotides long. RefSeq names its product fibroblast growth factor 21 (gene FGF21). The record is from RefSeq and is a predicted model, not a curated record. NCBI's taxonomy places the organism in Eukaryota, Metazoa, Chordata, Mammalia, Chiroptera, Miniopteridae. Gene Ontology annotation, molecular function: growth factor activity.